Lachancea fermentati is the source of this 2244-nucleotide messenger RNA. NCBI's taxonomy places the organism in Eukaryota, Fungi, Ascomycota, Saccharomycetes, Saccharomycetales, Saccharomycetaceae. The record is from the annotation of a GenBank genome assembly.
AUGACCCUCAAUGUCCUUUUCAUCGAUUCAUACGACUCCUUCACAUACAACCUAGUCAGUUUGAUUAAAAAAACAAGGCCGGACAUUCAUGUUACGGUCAUUCACAAUGACACUUUUGGCGAUAUACAGGACUUGCUUUCAUACUUUUGUGCAUUUGACUGCAUUGUUGUAGGCCCUGGUCCAGGCAAUCCAGUCAAUGGGCCAAAGGAUAUUGGGAUUCUUGACCAAUUAUACAAGCAUGACGUCCCUAUUCCAAUUUUAGGCAUAUGUUUAGGGUACCAAGCUAUGUGUCGUGCGGCUAGAGCAGAGGUAAAAGAACUGGAGGUUAUUAGACACGGCCAAGUAUUCGAAAUUGAAAUAGACAAACCUAACCAUGAAUUGUUUCAAGACUAUCCUGUGUCAUUCAAGUCUGUACGCUAUCAUUCUUUACAUGUUAUAUCGCACCAGCAAGAGAUCAUCCCCUUAUGCCACACCAUCGACGGGGAUCACACUGUCCUGAUGGGUGCGCAAAUUGCAGGGAAACCAUGGUAUGGUGUACAGUACCAUCCUGAAUCAUGUUGCUCUGAGCUUGGGGGUCUCUUGAUCAAAAAUUUUAUCACUAUCUGUGAAUCUUACAAUCAAAGCUCCAAACGACUUCAAUCACCUUUCAGCCUAAUAACUGAUUCAAGCAUAAAAUCGAAAUUAGUAUCUUACCUUGAUUGCAAAAUAGACAAGCAUAAUAUCUAUGAUAAACCGAAACCUGCAGAGGUCGAAAUUCAAAUCGAGGAAUUUCGCGUAACGAAAUCCCCAUCACUUACUUUGGGCAUUUGCAAUAAGCUAUCCCAGCAUUUCUUUCUCAUGUCGUCAGCGAGCAUUCAUGCAAAUCGGGGAGAAUUAUCUAUUAUCGCCCUUCCAAACGAACACUCUACGGUCUUCACACAUUAUGACCAAAUCCAUACUACUACUAUUCACCAAUGGAGAAACCCAACUUUAACCCGCACAAAAUUCAAAGCGGCUUUAGAAGCAGGCAAGUCUAUUGAUGGGCUUGAGGUAGUGCGUCAAAAGAAGCCUGACUUUUACACCACAAUUGGCAAUUUCAUGAAGGACAAAAUAAUUGCUAAUAACCCGGAGCUACCAUUCAUUGGCGGUUUAGUCGGUACACUUGGAUAUGAGAUGGGCCAGUAUACCACAAGUUCCGAAUUAGAUCCCUUGAAACCAGAUGCGAAACUGGUUUUCAUUGAAAACUGCAUAGUUGUAGAUCACAAGAAGGAAGUCUUAUAUUUGAUAUCGUUAGCGAAAAACUUCCCCGAUGAUGUUAAAUCACUAGUUACUGAUGUCAUAAGCAAAGAGGAACAAUCCUUUGUUAGGAGUGUUAACUUGCCAGAAGGUAUUCAUUUUGACAUCGAAUUUCCCACAAAAGAUAAAUACUUUUCUGCCUUUCGAGAAUCCCAGAAAUACCUUCACCAAGGUGAUUCAUACGAAGUUUGCUUAACAACACAAACUGAGGUGUCACCGAGCAAACGGCUUGAACCCUGGGUGAUAUUUCAGACACUGAUCACACGUAAUCCAGCACCGUUUUCAAGCUACUUUGAAUUCAGUGAUAUCGAAGAAGGCCACAGCGAUUUAUGUUUAUUGUCAACGUCUCCUGAGCGGUUUUUAAAAUGGAGCGAUGAUACCUGUGAACUAAGGCCGAUUAAAGGAACCGUGAAGAAGAGUCCUAACAUGGAUUUGCAAAAAGCUACCAACAUCCUCAAAACACCAAAAGAAUUUGGGGAGAACCUGAUGAUCCUGGACCUUAUUCGGAACGAUUUGUACGAAUUGCUUGACAACGUCACAGUCGAUGAAUUGAUGUCUGUUGAAGAGUAUGAAACUGUAUACCAGCUUGUAAGUGUGGUGAAAGGCCAUCAACUACGAGAGAGCGUUUACUCAGGGCUUGACUUACUCUACCACUCUCUUCCUCCAGGGUCUAUGACUGGUGCACCUAAGAAAACAACUGUGGAGUUGUUGCAGCACGUCAUCGAGCGCAGUCUUAACGGGCAUAUAUACAAAUCAGGCGGCCGUGGUCUUUAUUCCGGGGUGACGGGCUAUCUGAGCUGUAACGACCAUGGCGAUUGGUCCGUUAACAUCCGAUGCAUGUACUCCUACGACAACGCAAACACUUGGCGCCUUGGAGCCGGCGGAGCAGUAACUGUCUUAAGUACACCAGAUGGCGAGUGGGAAGAGAUGCAGACAAAGCUAGAAAGUGCGCUACAAGUAUUUAUGUAA